CUUUCGUCGAUUUAACUGGAUGGAUUGGCUCAUUUCAAUCUUAUGUUUGAUCAAUGCAAUAAGAUGCGGAAUACUCACUCAAAACACAAAUGACUCGGUUGCCGUUUACCUUGGCAAUAUAUUUUUUCGUGAUGCAAAAGGCUAUGUAUUGUUAUUAUGGUGUUUAGUGGCAACAAUAGGACUGGGUUUUUUCAGAGAAUGGCUCAUGACUCUUGAAGCCAAAGGAAAAUUCAAAGUUCUGUCUGUAUGGAAUGUUUGUCGUAAUGGCUUUAUCCCGGUCAACUUACAAAUGAAUGAACUCAAUACCAAAAGAUUUCGUUUUACCGUAUAUUUAGUCACAUUGUUCGUUUAUUGGACGAUGCUAGCAACUCCACUAUUCUGUAUAUUUCUCUAUUUAUCCCUAUUAUUGAACAAUCCUUGGGCGUAUCAAAUUCAUGGGUUGACUCUUUUCUCUCUUUUAUGGCUACCGGUAUUCAUCCUCUCGUUAUCUACGCUUUUGAAUACCAUUAUGGGGUUCGGCUGGUACAUUAUGUGCUCUCUUUACUUUCAUCUCUAUCGAUUACGUGAUCUAAUCGAUUGCGCUGACUUUUUGCUAAACAACUUAAAACAUGGGUUAUUUGCUGAAAAAGAUAUGCAAUUGUUUUGUUCACAAAUCAUUCAUCACCUCAAUGAUUUCGAAUUCGCUUCACACAGGUUACGCUACGUUUUGUUGGGUUAUUUUUCCGUCAUUGCUUUGACAGGUAAUUUCGACGUUUUCAUCGGUCUUAUCCUCAGAGUUCACACUGUUUCGUUUUGUAAUUUACUUGCAACUGCUGGUUUCAUCAUUCUGCUGUCUGUUGGAAUUUUCGGUCUCGUUUUCGGAAGUUUCAUUGCCCAACUUGGUACAUUGACUAUUAGACUGCACCAACUGAGCUGCAGGAAUACACUUUCAACGCAAUCAGCUAGCAAGGUCUUGGAGAUAAUGGAUCGAGCUGCUGGACCAUACAAUGGCUUGAAAAUCGGAGACUUUGUGACUCUCGAGAAACAGUUUUUCAUACUGUUCACCUUGGAAAACAUAUCACUUUUAAUGCUAUUCACCUGUAACAUUGGACCAUUGUUGAAUUAAUUUGUUAAUAUUGCAAAUUCACAAUUGCAUGGACGCAAUCAUUGAAGACAAGACGAGAAAUUAUUGAUAUAAAAGAGAUGGAUUCUCAUAACGUAGAUCAUCAAAAUAAUCAUUCAUUUUGGGUUUCAAAGUCGAGCUAUUUACAUUUUCGGAGGUAACCGAUAUUCAGCAAUUUUUAUCCAGUUAUCUAAAACCUGUGAUUUAUACGUCAAGUUACUCAUCUCAUUAUAUUCUCAUUAUACUAUGGUUGGACUUAUAUAUUGUCUCAAAUCCAUCUAUGUUUGGACAUAAUCCAGAACGAUUUUCCAUUAAUUUAUUGAAAGCAUAAGAAAGCGUCUAUUUCAGUCAUUCAAACAGGUGAUUAAACCAAUAAUGAAUUAUUAAAAAUACUAAAUGUAAA
Messenger RNA from Tetranychus urticae (two-spotted spider mite), 1505 nucleotides. RefSeq lists its product as uncharacterized. NCBI's taxonomy places the organism in Eukaryota, Metazoa, Arthropoda, Arachnida, Trombidiformes, Tetranychidae. The record is from RefSeq and is a predicted model, not a curated record.